AUGGAUAGAAAUAAAAUAUGUAAAAUCAAUGAUUGUGUACUCCCAAAUGACGAAAAUGGCAAAUGUACAACAAAAAUUGAUAAUUGCAUAUAUCUAUCAAAUGAAAAAUGUAAUGAAUGUAAAAGAAAAUAUUAUCUUACAAACAAUAUAUGCAACAACAACAACAAAAAACCAAAUUGUAUAUUACAAAACAGUUUUGGGUACUUAAAAUUAACGUGUAAUCAAUUUACAAGUUAUGGGAGUGGCUGUGUUGUGUGUAAAGACGGGUAUUAUAGAGUUGGACUUGACUGUUUUGAAUGUGAUCAAAAAUGUAAAACAUGUAACAAUAAAUACAGUUGUCUCACCUGCAAUUUAACGAAUUACAAAACAAAUAGUGGUGACUGUUUACCACAGAAUGAUAUCAUUGGGUGUGCUGUGAAUGUGACACAAAGUGGGUGUUCAAGGUGUCAAGAUGGGUAUUAUAUAAUUAAUACAAAUGAGUGUCAAGAAUCCAAUGACAACUGCAAUACAUGUGCGUUAUCAAGCAACAAAUGUACUUCAUGUAAUAAUUCACAUGUGUUAAUUACCAAUGGAAGUUGUGUUGAUGUAUCACGAAUAUUCAAAUGCAAAGAAAUCACAAAUUCAAAAUGUUCAAAGUGUGUUUUUUGGUACAUCACAAGUAAAGAUGGCACAUUGUGUGAGUUACAAAUAGUUUGGUGGGUUAUUUUUGUUGUAGUAAUGUGUGUACUUAUUGUGUUUAUUGUAUUAAUUGUGUCAAUUGUCAUUAUAACGAAAACAACAAUUAACAAACUUCACACACAUGAAAUCAAUAAGACAAUAACACUUUUUGCAAUGAACAAAUCCAACAUCAACUUUGUGCCUCUUCAAGGCGGUGUCUGUGUUUCAUCAAAUGUAAUUGACUUGAAUUCUGACAUCGAGCAAAUUGAAGUUAACAAAGAUACCCGGCAGGUGUUGUGUGUAGGUAACACAAACAAAACCGCCACCAAAAUACAGUUCACAAUUUCAUCGAACAUCACAAAGUUUACAAUUUGUAUUGAUCCAGAGGUUGUCACACUUAAAAGCGGCUAUGCAUGCGAGUUUUCUGUAUAUGUCAAGCCAUUAUGUUCUUGUAAUAUCAACAGCACAAUCCAAUUAGUUUCUAAAAAACUUAAAACAAAUGAAGAAAAAUACAAUGAAAUCUCACUUAUUGGUGUGACACAACAGACUACUCGAAUUGAUUGCGACGAAUUGAUAGAAGACAAAAAACUUGGUGAAGGCUCGUUUGGUGUUGUCUACAAAGGGAGUUAUAGAAGAAAUGUUGUUGUUAUAAAAAAGAUGAAAAGUGUUUUAAAUGAUAAUGGGGCAAUGGAUGAAUUUGAAAAAGAAGUUGCUCUGCUUGAUAAAUUUAGGUGUAAGUAUAUAGUUCACUUCUAUGGAGCAGUGUUUAUACCAAAUAAGGUAUGUAUGGUCACUGAAUUUGCACAAUUUGGCAGUUUUCAUGAUUUGAUAAAACACAAAACAAGUGAUGAAGUUAAUAUGAAUGUAAGAGUUAAAUUCAUGUUAGAUUCAGCAAGAGGAAUAUUGUAUCUUCAUACAAACGAAAUAUUACACAGAGACAUCAAACCAAACAACAUUCUCGCAUUUACUUUAGAUUUAAACGACAAAGCAAACGCAAAGUUGACUGAUUUUGGAUCAUCAAGAAAUGUCAACAUAUUGUUGACUAACAUGACAUUUACAAAUGGUAUUGGAACACCAGUAUACAUGGCUCCGGAAGUGUUAAAAUUGGAGAAGUACAAAAAACCAGCUGACAUCUAUUCCUUUGCUAUUACUAUGUUUGAAGUGUUUGGAUGGUCUCAAGCAUACCGAAUUGACACAUUCAAAUUUGCUUGA
Molecule: messenger RNA, 1869 nt
Organism: Entamoeba invadens IP1
Lineage: Eukaryota; Evosea; Mastigamoebida; Endamoebidae
Product: protein serine/threonine kinase, putative
Exons: 2
Coding region: 1-1869 (622 amino acids)
Biological process (GO): protein phosphorylation
Molecular function (GO): protein kinase activity; ATP binding
Source: RefSeq, a predicted model, not a curated record